AUGGCAGGACGACUCCGCACCCGUGGGAAUCGCAAAAAGACGUUGUGGACGUCCAAACCUUUUCUGCUCUUGUCGGCAUUGAUAUUGGGAUCCAUCAUCUUUUACGGGGUCUUGGUGGUACGCGUGGCAUUCAAGAAUCCAGACUUGAUUAUAAGUGGACAAGAACAAGAAGAAGACAGAUACAGCUCCUCCAAGUCCUCCAAAGACAAGUUCCGACGAUUUUUGGAAUUCUCCAAACAGAAUCAGGAUGCGUCGUCAUCGUCGUCACAACACAGAAUAGUCAGCAAACCACAGCAUGAACCCAACAAAGAGGAACCGUCUGAUCAUGUAGAACAAGAAGAACGGCACAAACGACAAGAUCAGCAAGAAGAGAAAGACGAAACUGUGUCACGCAAAAAAGGACCCAGGGGACAACAACAACAACAACAAUCACCAGCCUCUCACAAAAGUGAAGACACCAAUAAACGAAGAAACAGCCGUAAUCAUGAUCCAUCUUCCAAGUCCAACAAUAAGGCAGUACCACCCAAACCCAAAGUCAACAAGUCACUUCCAGUACGACAAGUCAUGAGACCCAUGUGGAUGCCAAAACCAAAGGGACAGGGAGUCCGACCUCAAGUACUCUUGCAAGCAAAAGACGAACAAGACACGGCGGACGCCAAUGCAAUUGCAGAUCAAGAAGAACAACCAUUCAUGCUCAAGGCAUUUGUGGAACCCAUUGAUUUUGACGAAUGGGAACAAAAACCACUGCCAUCCCCCCGCAAGACUGCCACGGCCGAUCAACUCUACGAACUCCACUUUCCCAAAGUCGCUGGCAAUUGUCAACACGUGCCCAAAUACAUUCCCGCCGACGAGUAUCCGGAUCAAGAUACCUUUUUACCCUGGAUUCACGACGUCUUUCCGACCCAUGAUGGCAAAUACAUUCAAUUCAUUGCCCAAAAUCGACGACGAUGUCAUACCGGGAAUACGCCAGAAGAAAUUGAAUUGCUGCAUGUGACACAACCCAACAUUGCACUCUUUCAACACGUGCCCGUCAAACGCGUGUUUUUCAACAAGGACGAAACACGCUAUCAACUCGUACCGCAUGAACAAGCCGAUCCAGAUGGCGUUGCCACACGAUUCAUUUGUCGUUUCAAACCCAGCAUGGAAGAGACACUUUCCGUCUACAAUUUUGAUUACGAUUAUGCAUCCUAUCGCAAACGACCUUUCGGAGGACACACAUUCAAUUAUGAAGAUGGAGGCAUCAAGAGUGUCCAUUUGACACAAUUCCUCUUUCGAUGUCCCGUUCCAGAGCAUUUAGUCGAAACGGUACGCACCGGGGCAUCCAUUGAUCCCGACACGCACCAGGCAUCGCUUUUUGUCGAUGUCAUUCCCAUUCGCACACCACCCCGCUAUGGACUCAGCAAUGAAUUUUUGCAACCCAAAUAUGCCGACAGCGACAACAAUCAUCACACGGAAGGACGAUUCGAUCCAACGCUCGAAUGGGGCGAGCAUCACAUUUUGCCACGGAUUGAAGAUUCGGGACGAUGGGAAAACUUUCCCAUUUGUCGACCGUCCUUGCAAGAAUACUAUUCGCCAACACGGGCGGCCGCGGCGCAACCACCACCUCCUAAAGAAAUGGAACGCAACGAUCAAGUGGCACCGCGCAUGCAUCGCUUGGUGAGUUGCAUGUGGGCCAGUGCGGGAUACACUACGCGGGGAGAACGAUUUGCCAUUAACGAUGGACAACGACGCAUGUUGGAAUGGAUACACUACAAUAAACUGUUGGGAUUUGAACACUUUUAUUUGUACGACAAUUCCGAUGCCUACAAUUUGGGACCGGGAUUCAAUCUCAAACCCAUUGCCGAUCUGUUUCCCGAUGAGAUUACCUACAUUACCUGGCCCUUUUCGGUCUGCAACAAUAAUCCCAACAAUGUGGAUAGUCCGGGAGAACGGUCUUCCCAGUAUGCCGCAGAAUCGUCGUGUCGAUUGCGAUUUGGUCCUCAUGUGGAAUGGAUUGGACAGUUUGAUAUGGAUGAAUAUCUCAUUCCGAUGGGCAGUUAUACCAGUGUGUUGCCCAUUUUGGACAGUUUGGAUGAGAAGGGUACCAAGAUUUUGUCAUUUGGAUCCUGGAGGGCGUGGCCCAGACGUGAUCUGAUAGAAGAGCCUGUACCCAUUACAGAUCGAAGCCAGUGUGACCACCACUUCCAUUGCUUUGAACUACAGGUCCCAACACAGCGUACCUACCUACAAACGUACAAUUGUGAUCGACAAUCAGGGCCUAAGAAGGAUGUCAUGCCCGCUGAAAAGCAACUCUACAAACCUUCCUAUGUCCGACAACACUUUAUUCACUAUUCGUCUGUCACCAUAUUGUCGGAUAUGAACAAGACCGAGUUUGAAAAGCAAGGAUACGAUUGGUUUCGCACACGAAUUGCGCCAGAUCCCAAAUCUCGCUUUUCCGAUGAAGUAAAUGAAGCUACCAUGUUGCACACCAAAGCCAUUGCACGUCAAGAUACGGCUGGAUGGAAUGAGAUUUGCAAGGUGGAAAAGUACGGUAAAGGGGCUACCUGUAGGAUUGGUGUCCCGUACCCAGAGGUAUACGACGAAGAACGGGAUGGGCCGGGAAACAAGGAUGGGUUUGCCUACAAUUGUUAUAUUAACAAAAAGACCGAAACGCACUGGGUUCCUCGACUGGAGAAGGCCAUUGCCAAGGAGCACGGUCACAUUUUUGAUAGUACUGCUAACCAAUAA
Messenger RNA from Seminavis robusta, 2727 nucleotides. The record is from the annotation of a GenBank genome assembly. NCBI's taxonomy places the organism in Eukaryota, Bacillariophyta, Bacillariophyceae, Naviculales, Naviculaceae.